CUGGCACGAGAACUUGGAGCUGAAUCAAGAUGGCGGCGCAGUAGUGCGGGUUCCAGGGCAACAACUGAGAAGCAAAACGCGGUUAUAUUUUCGAGUUACUUCGGAUUUCUUCUUGUUAAAAAUGUUAGCGCGUCAUUUAAGCUAACGUUUAAUACGUUUAAAGCAGUAGAGCUCGGUGCUGAAGUGUUGUUGUAGUCGGACUGACUCCUUCAUCCCUCAACUGCAGUUUCUGUUUAGUGUUUCUCUGCGGUGAAGGCAGUGACAUUGCCUCAUCAUAUAACCUGAGAGAAAUGCGUCUAAAGCAGCGAUGCCAUUAGUCGAUCCAACCACAGAUACCACACCCUUCGUCUCCGAUGACGAGGGGGAAGGGACGGAUACAAGGGGGGAAGGGCAGUCAAAUCAGCCAGAGGCAGAGUGCACGAGUGGCGUGUCCAAUAAGAGAGCGCUGAUGACCGUGGCAGUCCUCUGCUACAUCAACCUGCUGAACUAUAUGGACCGGUUCACUGUAGCAGGUGUGCUUCCUGAUAUUGAGAAGUUCUUCACCAUCGGUGAUGGCAACUCUGGGCUGCUCCAGACUGUCUUUAUCUGCAGCUACAUGUUUCUUGCUCCUGUCUUUGGUUAUCUGGGUGACAGGUACAACAGGAAGUUGAUCAUGUGCAUGGGCAUCACCUUCUGGUCUUUAGUGACCUUAUCCAGCUCCUACGUCAACAAAGAUCAUUUUUGGGCAUUGUUGCUGACGCGGGGGUUUGUGGGCGUCGGUGAGGCCAGUUACUCCACCAUCGCUCCCACCAUCAUCGCAGACCUCUUCAUCAAGGAGAAGAGAACUGCCAUGCUCUCUGUCUUCUACUUUGCCAUCCCUGUAGGCAGUGGUCUGGGCUAUAUAGUCGGAUCAGCAGUUGAUAACGGUACAAAAGACUGGCACUGGGCCUUGAGGGUGACACCUGGUUUGGGUCUUUUAGCAGUGUUUUUGUUGGUGUUUGUGGUGCAGGAGCCCAAGCGUGGUGCUAUAGAGUCUCGGCCCGAGCACACCCUGCACAGGACUAGCUGGCUCGCGGACAUGAAGGCUCUCUUCAGGAAUAAGAGUUUUGUUCUGUCGACGUUUGGUUUCACGGCAGUGGCCUUCGUCACGGGAUCGCUUGCUCUUUGGGCUCCUGCCUUCCUCUUCAGAGCAGCAGUCUUUACUGGAGAGAAGCAGCCAUGCAUCCAGGAGCCGUGUGACACCUCUGACAGUCUCUAUUUUGGCAUCAUCACGUGUGUGACGGGAGUGUUGGGCGUAGCAAUGGGUGGAGCAGUCAGUCAGCAUCUGAGGAAGAGAACUCCACGUGCUGAUCCGCUCGUAUGUGCUGCUGGCCUCCUCCUCGCUGCUCCCUUCCUCUAUCUGUCCAUCACCUUUGCCCAGGGAAGCACCAUAGCUACUUACGUCUUCAUCUUUUUUGGUGAGAUGUUCCUCUCGAUGAACUGGGCCAUCGUGGCUGACAUCCUGCUGUAUGUUGUUGUCCCCACACGGCGGUCCACGGCAGAGGCUUUCCAGAUCGUUCUCUCUCACCUGCUGGGAGAUGCAGGGAGUCCCUACCUCAUAGGAAAGGUGUCAGACUCACUGAAGCAGGCGGAUUCUUACAUGUGGCAGUUCCGCUCCUUGCAGAUCUCUCUCCUGCUCUGUGCUUUUGUCGCUGUGAUUGGCGGAGCCUUCUUCCUGGCCACAGCCCUAUUUAUUGAAAAAGACCGACAUCAUGCUGAGAACUACGUUCCUUCAGACGAUGCACCGAUUAUUGUCCCCAAAAGAGGAAGAUCCACUAAGGUGUCUGUGUCGAGUGUUUUAAUUUGAGCACAUGGAAGAAUCUAGAGAACGCUUACCUCACUGGGGGAAGUAGAUGGAUGUUGAGUUUACACGACUGCUGGAAUGGAAUGGUGUGGUAUGGGAUGAAGAGUCACUGAUUGAUUGGACUUUUACCCCAUCAGGGAUUUUAGGAUAAUUUAUGAUGAUCUGUUUGUUUAGUUUAUUAACAUCUUUAUCACUUUUGGGAACAUGACUAACCACCAGGAAGACUGGCAUGGUACUGCUGAAGGACUUGAUUUCCUGGGGGGAGGAGAGGAGAGGCGUGCUGUUCAGCAUUCAGAGAAGAGAUGUGUCUUACUGAGGAAAGCUGAAGCCUGUGGAAUUCUGGGAAAUGGUCUGGAAGAACAUCUCCUUUCUGGGAAGGAAUUUAAAUUGUGCGACAAACUGUGUUUGAAACCUAAAGCCAAAAGGAAGCGAUCUUAACCUUUGGGGUUUUAUAACCAACAUUUACUUCAGGUUGUUAGUUAAUUUAACUAAUGUACGGACUAAAGUACAUGAUUUAGAUAUCAUUUUACUGUCCUUUCUGUAACUACACUACAUAAUCAUGACACGACUGUUCAGUGAUUGUAUAAUGUUGCGUUACCUGGAUGACCUUUAUACAUACUAUAAUAUUUCAGCACAUCACGCAUACUAAUCCAUAUCUAGCUGAUUUUUUUUUUUUUAAAGAUUAAAACUCGGAUAUAAAUCGAGCGCCUACCCCUCUGCUUCUACCCAAGUCUCUGAUUUGUAUGAUUUCUGAAUAUUAAAAGUUUGCCGAUUGUCAUUGGAAUCAAAUGCAGUCAGUGAGGAAACAGCAGGUCUUUAGGAUGUGCCACUUUUUUUUUUUUUUUUAAUUUAUAUAUAUUUUUUAAGAAGACUAUGGUGUUUUUAUAUGAAAGGUUUAACUCUUCUGAAGAUGUAAUUUGGGAGUAAUAAAGUUUGACUUUUUUGUUGUUGAACAUUAAAUUAAGCUUCAGCUCGUG
Neoarius graeffei (lesser salmon catfish) is the source of this 2799-nucleotide messenger RNA. RefSeq names its product SPNS lysolipid transporter 1, lysophospholipid (gene spns1). Lineage: Eukaryota; Metazoa; Chordata; Actinopteri; Siluriformes; Ariidae. Gene Ontology annotation, biological process: transmembrane transport. The record is from RefSeq and is a predicted model, not a curated record. Bases 308 to 1825 code for a protein of 505 amino acids. Gene Ontology annotation, molecular function: transmembrane transporter activity. Gene Ontology annotation, cellular component: membrane. The transcript is spliced from 14 exons.